AUGGAUCGAGCGAAGAAAAAAUUUGCGUCAGCUAUUGAUGGACUUCGUUCAUUGCAUAAUAGAACAGAAAUCAACGUGGACGAAAAAGUACAAUCAGAGCAUUGUCGGUUUACAAGAGUUGUUCGUCACGGUCUUCCAGAAGAUCCACGUUGCUGUGCAUAUGAUCCAGUUCAGAGAUUAAUUGCAAUCGGAACGGGAAGAGGACAUAUUCGGAUAAUUGGUGAUGCAGGAGUUGAUUAUUUAUUGAAACACGAGUCAGGUGAACCAGUUCUUCAUAUGCAGUUUCUUGUGAAUGAGGGUGGAUUAAUCACUUCUUGUGGUACGGAUUCCAUUCAUUUAUGGAAUUAUCGACAGAAAACAGCUGAAAUCGUGCAUACAGUCCAAUUGAGUAAAGAAUCUGUGUCUUGUAUUCAUUUGCCUGUUGCCGGAAAAUGGUUGUUUAUUGGAACUGAUAAGGGCAACGUCUAUUUCUUAUGCUUGAACAGUUUUCUUCUUAGUCCAUAUGUAAUUAAUUGGAACAAAGCUAUUGAUCUUUCAUGUCGGGUACAUCCGGGUCCAGUUCGCCAGUUGUCAAUAUCGCCUGCAGAGCAAACGAAGCUAUUAAUAGUAUAUGAUAAAGGAAUAGUAGUUCAAUGGAAUUUAGCAAAUAAAGAAGUUGAUCGAUACCCAUUGGAUCCCCCAAUUAAAAGUGUUAAUUGGCAUUUUGAUGGACGUCAAGUGUUGACUGGAAACGUGGAUGGAUCAAUAUCAUUAUACGGAAAUAAGAAGUCAUCUGAACCAAUUCAAAGAACAACUCCACAUGGAACUGGUCCGUGUCGGCCAAUUCAACAAGUUGAAUGGAAGCAUAUGAGUGAAAAUGAGAGUAUUAUUAUGUUUUCUGGCGGUAUGCCAACUGAUGACGGACUUCCAAUGCCUGCUUUAACUAUUCUAAAAGGUGGAAAGUCUGCAACUGUACUGGAAAUGGAUUGGCCUAUCAUUCAAUUUAUACCGCUUAAUCAGAACAUUUGGAAUUGUAUUCCUCAAUGCCCACACUCUGUGGCUGUUCUAUUAAAACAUGAUUUCAUGGUUCUUGAUUUGAAUCAACAGGGACAUCCAGUCAUUGAAUCUCCACAUUCAAUGAAUAUUCAUGAAAGCCCUGUGACUUGUAUGGCCUAUUAUUCUGAUUGUCCGUUGGAUUUGAUUGGUGCACUUACAUUGGUUGGAACUAAACAAAGAAACAAGGAGUUCAGUACUAGGACUCACGAAGUGCCAGUUGAUAGGAUUCUUGAUAGUGACAUCACCGACAAUAAGACUGAUCUUGAACUGACCGCUGAGAUUGUGGAAGGAUUUAGCGGCAGUGCGGAGGACAGUAUCGUAGAGGUAGUUUCCAUUCGCAUCUGGGUUGACAACAACUACUGCAUCUUCUCCAUUUUGAGCCACAAAUCGGAGGAAGACUUGUUGUGGUUUAACUUUGGCGUUGUCGGCUUUCUUGGCGAUGUUGAAGGAUACAUAAAGACGUUGGGAAGCUUCGGCUUUGAGCUCUCCUGA
This is a messenger RNA of Caenorhabditis remanei, 1527 nucleotides long. RefSeq lists its product as uncharacterized. Lineage: Eukaryota; Metazoa; Nematoda; Chromadorea; Rhabditida; Rhabditidae. The coding region runs from base 1 to 1527 and encodes 508 amino acids. Gene Ontology annotation, biological process: regulation of exocytosis; regulation of protein secretion. Gene Ontology annotation, cellular component: cytoplasm; SNARE complex; plasma membrane. The transcript is spliced from 8 exons. The record is from RefSeq and is a predicted model, not a curated record. Gene Ontology annotation, molecular function: myosin II binding; syntaxin binding; GTPase activator activity.